This is a messenger RNA of Vigna umbellata (rice bean), 426 nucleotides long. Lineage: Eukaryota; Viridiplantae; Streptophyta; Magnoliopsida; Fabales; Fabaceae. The record is from RefSeq and is a predicted model, not a curated record.
AUGUAUUCAACCAACUUCGAUCCUGGCUCCUCACCAGUCAUUGUGGUUCCUAUGCCAAAGUCCUACUCGGAUGAAGAUGAAGGCAGUUAUUGGGAAGAAACUGAAUCUUCUUCAAGCAAAAUUCGAAAGGAUCUCUCCGAUUGGCAAGAGAGACAUGCAAUCCUCGUUCUAUCAAGAGUCAAGGAAAUAUCUCAAUUGAGAUAUGCACUGUGUCCACGCCAUUUGAAGGAAAAUCAAUUCUGGAAAAUUUACUUUAAGCUUACCAGAAGCCAUGUUCUCGAAUAUGAGCUUCGUCACAUAAAACAUGAGAAAUUGAAGCGGAUGGCAAUGGAAGAUGAGAAAUCUUCAGUUAACAACUCGUAUGAAGUUGAAAUGGCAGAGGCAAAGGAUAUCAACUUUGUUGAGCCUCUACCACCCGCUGAAUGA